GGAGAGGAGGCAGCAGCCCACUGUUCCCCUGGGCCCUUGCCUCACUGCUGCUCCAGUGGCUUGAUAACCACCACGCAGGACAAGAGAUCCAGUUUAUCCACAUCUUCAGUCAACAGAUAGAACCGAGAGCAGGUCGCGCUCACCAUGGCUGACAGGGCCAUGUGCCAGGUGGCCUUGGCACUGUUCCUGAUGCUCGCGCUGGCAGCAGGAGCGUGGGUCGGCUGUCCCAGGGCCUGUCGGUGUUCCUUCGCCAUGCUCCAGUGCUUGGAAAAGGACCGCAUCAACAGCAUCCCGGUGCUCGCACAGGAGGAGAGCGAGAACGUCACGGAAAUCUACAUCGAGAACCAAAAGAACCUGGAGCACAUCACAGACGAGGACUUCAUCAAUUACAGAGAGCUGAAGAACCUCACAGUUACAAACUGCAGCUUGCUCUCGAUCUCCAAUCGAGCCUUCCAAUACAACAUCAAGCUGCAAUACCUGAACCUGGCCGCGAACUCGCUCAUGCACAUCGGCUGGAAGGUCUUCCACUCGCUUCCUCUGCUGAACCUGGUUCUGAGGGAGAACCCUCUAAUUUGCUCGUGUGGCCUGUACUGGCUGCAGCAGUGGCAGAAGAUGAAGCGAGCCGACAUCGACAGCCAGCAGAGCUGCUUGUACGACGGCAGCAACGUUCCGCUCGAAAGCUUCGUGAUGGAGAACUGCAGUGUCCCCGAGGUGUCCAUCAACGCUCCGGUACUCACCAUUAAGGAGGGCGGGAAUCUGACGUUUGAGUGCCAGGUCACCGGCAUUCCACUGCCAAGUAUUAGAUGGAAGACGGAGCACGUUAAUUCCAGUUUUGUUCUGCAGCGUGGGGUCUGGGGCUCCACUUUGGAGCUGGUGCUUCACCUGUUAAACGUGUCAUAUUUGGACAACCUUCACAAUCUCACCUGUGAGGCGGAGAACGACGCCGGCCCGGGGGAGGCGCUGGUGCAGCUCAACAUCGAGUUCCCGGCGAGGAUCCUGUGCCUGAAGGAGCCGGAGCAGCAGCAUCACUGGUGUUUCCCCUUCCGCGUGGACGGCAACCCGGCGCCGAGGAUCAGCUGGCUGUACAACAACACCCCGCUGAUGCAGAACAUGUUCAUCUACACGCAGCUCAUCCCAGACUCGGACGACGGCUCCGUCCAACACGGCUGCCUCUUCCUCAACAAACCCACUCACCUCAACAACGGCUACUACACGCUCAUCGUGGAAAACACGCUGGGCCGAGACGAGGCGACGGCCUGCGGAAAGUUCAUGGAUAACCCGUUUGACCCCUUCGACCCCGAAGGCAUAAUCCCUGUGCUAACCAGCGACCUCACGCCGACUAACAAGUCGAAUGAGGACGUGACGGAGAAGCUGGAAAGCCGCCUGCUCGGGGUGUCUGUCGCUGUGGGUCUCGCUGUAUUCGCUUGCACCUUCCUGCUCAUCAUGGUGUUGGUGAUCAAUAAGUGUGGGCAACACUCCAAGUUUGGCAUCCAUCGGUCGCCUGUUCUCGGGAAGGAGGAUGACUUGGCAGUCUCGCUUCGCUUUAUGAACUUUGGUGCGAGUCUUCCUUCCUCGGAUGAAGGCAUGCUGGACUCCGGGCUCUCCAGCUUUGUAGAGAACCCACAGUACUUCUGCGGCAUCAUCAAAGACAAGGACAUGUGUGUGCAGCACAUUAAGAGGCAGGACAUCAUGCUGAAGUGGGAGUUAGGAGAAGGAGCUUUCGGGAAGGUUUAUUUAGCCGAGUGUGCUAACCUCUGUCCGGACACUGACAAGAUGCUGGUGGCCAUAAAGACGCUGAAGGACGCGAACGAGUCGACUCGACAGGACUUCCAGCGCGAGGCUGAGCUCCUGACCGUGCUCCAGCAUGAACACAUCGUCCGCUUCUAUGGCGUGUGCACCGAUGGAGAACCUCUAGCCAUGGUCUUUGAGUACAUGCGACAUGGCGACCUCAACCGCUUCCUCAGGGCUCAUGGUCCAGAUGCUCGGAUCCUGGAUGAGGUAAAGAUGCCCCCGAUGGGUCAGCUGACUCUGCUGCAGAUGCUCCAGAUAGCAGCCCAGAUCGCUUCUGGCAUGGUGUACCUGGCCUCACUCCACUUUGUGCACAGAGACCUGGCGACCAGAAACUGCCUGGUUGGUGAAGGUCUUGUGGUAAAGAUUGGUGACUUUGGCAUGUCCAGAGACAUCUACAGCACUGAUUACUACAGGGUUGGUGGAAGAACCAUGCUGCCUAUUCGUUGGAUGCCUCCUGAAAGCAUCAUGUACAGAAAGUUCACCACAGAGAGUGACAUCUGGAGUUUCGGGGUGGUGCUGUGGGAGAUCUUUACCUACGGAAAACAACCAUGGUAUCAGCUGUCCAACAGCGAGGCCAUCGAGUGCAUCACGCAAGGACGGGAGCUGGAGCGGCCGCGGACGUGUCCUAAAGAGGUCCACCAACUCAUGCAGGGUUGCUGGCAGAGGGAACCACAACAACGUCUCGUCAUCAAAGAAGUCUACAACCGGCUCGUGGCCCUGGUCAAGAACCCUCCGGUCUACCUGGACAUCCUGGAGUAACGGAGACCUGAGACGGGACGGCUGGAGGUUCGGGACAAAGAGACAAAUUUGCGGAGGAAAAGAUAGAGGAAGAUCCGAGAUUCUGUGUCCGGUCAAACUGAGCGUCCAUUAGGACUUCUGGGAAGGACCAGAACAUUUCCUAACUCCACAGUAACUCCUUCGCAUCCUCAAAAAUCAGGAAAUUAAGCCUUUUGUUUAAGCUAGCGCGAGAAUGUUCAAAUUUGUUUUUAAAGUUGAGGGCAGGAACAUAAUCACCCCUUUAUGUAACCUUUGUGUCUUUUCUUCUCCUAUAAGUACGCAGUGUGGUGCAGAGUCGUGUGCGUCAGAAAGUCGACUCCUGCCUCGUCUCGCAGUUGUGAAUAAUCGUUGUAUUAUAGAGAAACAUGUUAUGAGUGCACUACAAUCGCAUGAAACUGACUUUCCUUAUUCUUAUACAGCACCUUUAUACCAAAUCCCCUGUAUGCACUGCUCACCCCAGGCCCCGAGACUGCGGCUACACACUGACACACACACUGAUACACACACUGAUACACACACUGGUACACACACUGGUAUACACACUGAGACGCGCUGCUCACCACAGGCUCUGGGACUGCGGCUAUUGAUACACACUGACUAAUACACACACCGGUACACACUGACUAAUACACAGUGAUACACACACCGCUUCACACAGAUACAAACACGGAUACACACACAGGAACAGUAGCUGUGUCGAUGGUGUAAAAAGUUGUAAUGUCUGUGCUACAGGUUUGUAUGUUCAUUUUUCUUUUCAUUUAUUUUAAUCUACUUUAGCGGUUAAUCAGCUGCAUUAAAACAUUCUGUAUAUACAA
Clarias gariepinus (North African catfish) is the source of this 3383-nucleotide messenger RNA. It is a transcript of the gene ntrk1, whose product is annotated as neurotrophic tyrosine kinase, receptor, type 1. The record is from RefSeq and is a predicted model, not a curated record. Gene Ontology annotation, cellular component: axon; signaling receptor complex; plasma membrane. Lineage: Eukaryota; Metazoa; Chordata; Actinopteri; Siluriformes; Clariidae. The transcript has 17 exons. Gene Ontology annotation, molecular function: neurotrophin binding; transmembrane receptor protein tyrosine kinase activity; neurotrophin receptor activity. The coding region runs from base 145 to 2550 and encodes 801 amino acids. Gene Ontology annotation, biological process: cell surface receptor protein tyrosine kinase signaling pathway; positive regulation of kinase activity; regulation of phosphatidylinositol 3-kinase/protein kinase B signal transduction.